AUGCUCGAUGGCUGGGAUGUCUUGAGGCUUCAGAUGGCGCGGUCGAACUUCUUGUCUGUCGAUCUCUCCGUACCCAGCGGGGGGGGGGCGGGGGGGGGGGGGGGGGGGGGGGGGGGGGGGGGGGGGGGGGGGGGGGGGGGGACGGUGACCCGAAGGAACGUGGCAUCACCUCCACACCCUCCCGUAGUCGACACCAGCAACCUCAACCCAUUGAUCAGAAGACAGAAACGACGCCGUCCAACUCGGUUGUGCGGCGCACAUGGAGCCACCGUGCAUAUCGAGCUUGUCAGGGAACUAGUCACAUCCCCCUUUACCCCUUCCCCUGCCGCAGCAGACUUGCUUCUAGCCUCCAGUCUUGACAUUUGCAAGAAGCGCACCACAGGCUGCCCUACAGUGACUAACGCCCGCUUAUACCCUUCGACACACAUCAGAAGCAUGUUCAGGCGACGAUGUACAAGGCAUGUUGGCCAUUGUCCUAGCCUCCGACCAUGCUCUCAUACAGAGGUCGGAUGGUGA
Molecule: messenger RNA, 516 nt
Organism: Colletotrichum tamarilloi
Lineage: Eukaryota; Fungi; Ascomycota; Sordariomycetes; Glomerellales; Glomerellaceae
Exons: 2
Coding region: 1-516 (171 amino acids)
Source: RefSeq, a predicted model, not a curated record